GAACAGCUUCUGCGAGCCCUAGAUUUCCGGAACAAGUUUGCUUCCCGCCCGUACUUACCUUCCCGGGUUAUACCUCCAGAAAGGAAAAAGAUUCUUCUCAGUGAUAUCUUAGAAAUUAAAUGGCCUCACCCUGCUACAGCUGAUCUGACAAGAUGUGUAGACAAUGGCAAUGUGAAGAUCUCAUCCACAGAUGGCUAUGCUCACCUUUACUUGCCAGAACUGCAGCAAGAAUUUACCGUGGAGUUCUUAUGCAAAGUCAGCCAGUCACCUGCAGCAUCCUUACGCUCCUCUCAAAAGAACAGCAACUAUCAAACUGGAGAGCAGUAUGGAAAACCAAGUGAAAAUUCUGUUGCAGAAAUGCCAUUGAAACAAACAAGAAUAGAGAAUAAGAAGAGUGAACAUGGUUGUGCUGAAGGUAAAUACAGGGAACCAACCAAACUAGAGGACCAAGGAGAUGGAGUCCCUGUGUUCUACACAAGCUGUUCUUCUGAAUACACAUGGGUUACACAGCGUUGGUCUGUUUCCUCCUGCCCAGAAGAAUGGAAAUACCCUUUGUCCUUGGCACUAAUGUGCUCUAAGUUACAUACUGUUAAGAAUGUAAUGAAGACGUAUGAGGAAAACAACCACACAUCUCUAGAAUCUGAUGUUUUAACAGACCCUGAGACACAUGAAACAGUUUCUCGUUUACCUACAGCUUUGCCACUUAGCUGCAGAGCCUCACAUUUACACAGGUGGAUUUUCUGUGACUUCUUUUGGAAUGAAGAUACUUUUCAGUAUUCAUACCCUCAGCUAGUUCAAGUCGUAUGGUGCCAGGGUGUUUUUUAUAGAUUUAUCCACGGUAGGACAAACAUCACUGAAAUUUAUCCUGGUGAUGACUCACUUUUGAAGUCCGAGGGAGCUUUUUUUGGAAAGUAUUUCAUACAUUAUGCAAUCCAAAAAGGAACAAAAAAGGUGGAAGAAAAGAUGUAUUCAGUGAACAGCCUACCCCCUGAUGUGCCAGGAAAUCCAUACUCUGUAUCCUCCAUUAUUACUCAGGCAACCAAAAUACUUCGGUAUUGCUGCAAGACAAAACUAUCAUUAAGUCAUAACUAUUACCUCUGCUGCUGGAAGGUGGCACCUGAGACAGAUGGACGAGAAACGUUGCCGGUUGUGCUGUAUGAAAAGGUUAUUCCCAGCAUUGGAAGACUCAUUGUGUACUCAGAUCAUAAAGUCCAUGCUGCUUUUUGGGAUGGAGUGACCCUGAAUAUGGUCUGGGAUUUCAGCUCUUCCUGUAGUGAGAUACAGGUAAAUGAGGAUGUAGGUUGGUGUAAGUUAACUACUCCUGAUGGGCUACAGCAGCUACUACAAAUAAAUCAUCCUGGAGUCUACGAAAGAACUGAACACGGGAGUGAGUCAGAAGAACUCAGUGAAGGGAAUGUCUUGGAGGCUUUGGAAAAAACUUCUAAAGUCAUUCAGGAUAUUGAAUCCCUGCUUGCAGCUUCUGGAAAGUGA
Acanthisitta chloris (rifleman) is the source of this 1491-nucleotide messenger RNA. RefSeq names its product chromosome unknown open reading frame, human C5orf34. The transcript is spliced from 9 exons. NCBI's taxonomy places the organism in Eukaryota, Metazoa, Chordata, Aves, Passeriformes, Acanthisittidae. The record is from RefSeq and is a predicted model, not a curated record. The annotation marks the transcript as partial.